GGCCCUCCGGCACGGGGCGAGCGGCUGCGGCGGGGCGGGGGGCGCCCGGCGAGGGGCGCCGGCAUGGAGCGGGACAAGUGCGCGAGGAGGGCAGCAGCGCGGCGCCCGCCGCCGCUCGCUCGGGGCUGCACCGGCUGAGGCGACCAGCCGGCCCGGCCCGGCCCGGCGAUGCGGGGCAUCCCCGGCUUGAAGAGGCUGCGGCUCAAAAUCUGGAGGCGAUGCACCCUCGUGUUCUUCCUCUGCUGGGCUGCCUGCUGGAUGGUGGUGAGCGCCUUGCUUUUUCUCGUCCACAGGAGCGUCUUCUCCGAGCGCUGCACGGACGAGAAGAGCCGCCGGAUCCUGGCGAGGCUGUGUCUGGACUACAGCAGCGGAGCCCUGACCGGUGACCUCUGCAAAGACUUGUGUGUGGCACAGACGCUGGUGUACAAACACUGCCUGUACUAUGACAGAGGUAAGAAGGUCAUCCAGGCUGACUGGAGAGGCCAGCCCAUCAUCCUGAAAUCCAAAAAGGAAAUCUUCUCCAGCUACCAACAUCUCAGUAUGCUAGAGGAGGUGGAAACACAGGAUAUUCCUGAAACAGAGAUUCUGCUGAUGGUAGCCCUGGAGGUCAAAAAUGUCCUGGGGCUAGAAUUAUCUAACAAUACCAUGGGGACCCUGUGGACAAGGAGGAAGGGGCCACAUUGGAAAGCACAAGUGGCCAGCAUGUGGUCCUUGCUCCAGCAGGAAGAAUAUAUCUACUUCAGUUUACUGCAAGACUUCAGCAAACAUGUGCUACGAAUUAUUGGCUCCUGUGGACAUUUCUAUGCUGUGGAGUAUCUCACAGCUGGACAUGCCUGGCACAAAACUCUUUUUCCCUUGGAAAAUGUGGUUGGUCCCUCCCUUGCUGGCAGCCGAAGCAGGGUGAGAGCCAUCAUUGACAUUGCACUCAGCUUUCUGGAUAUGGUGCAGCAUUUUGAUAAUGAUUUCUCUCACCGACUUCACUUGUGUGACAUCAAACCAGAAAAUUUUGCCAUCAGGCACGAUCUCACGGUUGUGGCCAUUGAUGUGGAUAUGGCCUUUUUUGAACCCAAAAUGAGGGACAUCCUUGAACAGAACUGCACAGCAGAUGAAGAUUGUAAUUUUUUUGAUUGCUUUUCAAAAUGCAAUCUGGAAAUCAGAAAAUGUGGAGCACAGAGAGCCAAUAACAACUUGCAAGUCAUUUGUGACAAAAUAUUCCGUCGCUGGUUUUCUCCAAAUCUCAGAGGACCCCUGGUUUCCUUCCCCCUGCAGUUGCAGUUGCAGAAGGCUGUACGUGAAUGUGCAGAGUUGGCACAUGAGGAUGCUACCAUGCACCAGAGAACUCUGAAAUCUCUCUCUGAGUUAUACCAUCUGCUUCAGGUCAGCCAACAUGAACUGCAAAGGGCAGAGUAGAUGGAAAGGGCAGAACUGCAAAGGCCUUGUCACAGCCUCUGUAAAGGAAGCUGUAUGAGAGGCAGCUUGUGUUUUCUUUCUCCCUCAUCCUUCUUAUCCAUUGUAUUACAUUUACUGCACAUAAAUUGUCUUUCUGCUAUGCAAAUGAAAUUCGUGACUGCA
Dromaius novaehollandiae (emu) is the source of this 1572-nucleotide messenger RNA. It is a transcript of the gene DIPK1C, whose product is annotated as divergent protein kinase domain 1C. The transcript has 4 exons. The record is from RefSeq and is a predicted model, not a curated record. The coding region runs from base 169 to 1410 and encodes 413 amino acids. Lineage: Eukaryota; Metazoa; Chordata; Aves; Casuariiformes; Dromaiidae.